AAGAGGAGAGCCGCUUUCGUGUGGCGAAGAGAGAAAGAGAGCGACCUUUCGGCGCGUACGACGCGACACGCUCGCGGGCGUCAUUAGUCGGCGCGAGCGACCCGAGGGAGGUGGAACGUGGAGCCCCGCUUCAAGAUGGCCGCCCCUCGUGUCGCGUGCGUAGCGCGAAGGAACGUUGCGUCGCCACGUAGCCUGCUCGCGUAACUCCUCCGCGUGAUUUCCACGGUGAGGAAGAUCCCCCGUAACGGUCAGCUCCACGUCCUCUCCGCUGUCGGUUUCGUAUCCCCGAGGGAAGGAGGCGCGAACGUUGGUGCUCGAGGACCUACGGCGUCAGCGAAUUGUCGUCGGCGACGGCCUGUCCCCGACAGCGCGUCUCGGCAUCUUCCUCGAGGCGCACACAGCUCGUCCUUGAGCGCGCUCUUUUGUGGUUAUGUGGUGAAGCCUUCAGCGAGCCACCACAGGUUUCUGCGACGCGACUACACGGUGACGUUCAACAGCAGGAUGAACAGGGGCAACGAGAACAACUUAUCGCUGGUGCCGCCGCCGGCGAUCCGCGUCGGUCCCAUCGUUACUCCCGGCACCAAUGAGACCAUCUCCAUCGUGAUACCGUUAUCAGCGCAACUGGCCACAAUGACUGGUCAAAAGAUCAACAAGAAUCCCAAAGAUUGUAGCAAGGACCCGAAACAAACGCCCACCGCCACCAAUACCACUCGAAGUCCGAGGAACGACCGAACAAAGGGCUGUCCUUAUCCCACAUGCUCACGAUUCGGACGAGCGUUUUCUCGAGCGCACGAUCUGAAAAGGCACAUUAUCCGACACGCGAUGCGCAAAGAGAAGCUGCAACAGACCGACGAGCAUAAGAUCGACGUGGAGAACAUCACGAACGACGCGACCCUUCGGAACGCUCUUUUACGCGGCAUAGACGACAAGAGCGGCUAUCCUUGCCCGCGUUGCAGGAAGAGAUGUAACGACGAAGACAAACUCAGGGCACACUUGGCCUCACACUAUAAGCCAUCACCGAGAAAUGGCCAUAUAAAGCUUGAGGAUCAUGCCAAGGCCCUGCUGCAGGGUCAAAUGGACAAGUCCGCGGUGCCGAAGGAUCAUACCACCGAUGCCGACGAUUUUCUGUUAGAGGAAAUGCUGUUAUUGAAAAAAGAGCCUCGAAGAUCGGACAAGGGCGAGUCAAAGAUCAGGUGCGAUUACUGUUCGAAAACUUUCAAGACCAAGUGGACCCUCAGCUCGCACGUGGCCGCUCACGAGGGUCGCUUUCAGUUCGAUUGCGGCCAGUGUGGUAAGAAGUUUGUCAGGAAGAGCCAUUUUGAGGGCCAUGUACGCUCUCACGAGGCCGCGAGGCCAUACGUCUGCGAGCAGUGUGGCAAGACGUUCAAGGAACUCAAACAUCGCCGCGAGCAUACCAAGAGGAAGCACUCGGGUAAUCAGAACGCGAUACAGACCUUGUUGGACAGCAUCGGGCCCUGCGCCGAAGAAGCCAACAUCGAUCAGACCAAGUUUACCUUGCUGAUGCCGGUGAACUUCAGCGCAUAAAGCGCCAGAAAAAACAGGCCUUCGACUCCUUAAGAGCUUGCUUUGGACUUUCGAAUUCUCAACAAAUCUUCUGAUCCUCUGAAAACAACCCCCCCAUCCAUUCGUGAAACUCCAAAUUCUUGGAACGUCCUCUUACAACGUUUCGAUUUUCGAAAUGUAACUUCUUUCUUGGAUCUUUGAUGGAUGCUUGACAAAUCGGACCUUAAUAAAGACGUGGAAUUUUCGGGCUGUCAAAUCCUUGAUUUGGCUAUUCGGAAUUUAAGGUCCUCGAGAUUGUGUGAUCCGCCGGUACUCUGUGUAUUCAAGAUUUUUGUGCUCCGCAAACAGUGAUGAAUUCUCGGAGCUUCAGAAUUUGAAUCUUUGGAUGCUCGCAAUUUUAGUGGUUUUCCGCGAUCAGAAAGUGAUACCUUGUUGAUAAUGACGAUGAAUUUCUAAAUUGGAUCAUGAAAUAUUUGGCAGACUUUAGUAAGGAUAUGCUGAUUAUUGUGUUGACUAUAUUUGACCUGCUAUUCUAUACUUCGCGAGAAAUGUCGACAAAAAUAAAUCUUGGAUAAGAAUAUAAUGCUAUUA
This is a messenger RNA of Dinoponera quadriceps, 2115 nucleotides long. Its product is annotated as zinc finger protein 510-like. Gene Ontology annotation, biological process: regulation of transcription by RNA polymerase II. The record is from RefSeq and is a predicted model, not a curated record. Gene Ontology annotation, molecular function: sequence-specific DNA binding; DNA-binding transcription factor activity, RNA polymerase II-specific. Gene Ontology annotation, cellular component: nucleus. Lineage: Eukaryota; Metazoa; Arthropoda; Insecta; Hymenoptera; Formicidae. The transcript is spliced from 4 exons. The coding region runs from base 502 to 1545 and encodes 347 amino acids.